AUGUCGCAGUCGAAGAAGGCGACCUGGCGGUGCGACGCACUCGGAUCGCCUAUGCAGGAAGCUGGCGUGGCCCUGCCUGGCGGCAUAGUGCCUGUGCCAGUGGCAGUUCCAGUGCCGGUCCCCACCCUGCCGGUCGUCGUGCGGAACGGGCCGGGCGGCCCGCCGGGCACCUUCCACGUGGGCGAGUGCUCCCCGUCGGUGGACAGGCCGUGCGGGCAGUUCUGGCCCUCCCCGCUGAGCCCGGUGUGCAUUGCGCCAGUUCCGCCAAGUCCGAUGCCAGCCACCCCGUACAAGUCCAUGAUCCUCAGCACGUCUCCCAACGGCAAAG
Molecule: messenger RNA, 328 nt
Organism: Prorocentrum cordatum
Lineage: Eukaryota; Dinophyceae; Prorocentrales; Prorocentraceae
Source: the annotation of a GenBank genome assembly